Molecule: messenger RNA, 993 nt
Organism: Pseudocercospora fijiensis CIRAD86
Lineage: Eukaryota; Fungi; Ascomycota; Dothideomycetes; Mycosphaerellales; Mycosphaerellaceae
Product: glycoside hydrolase family 43 protein
Exons: 5
Coding region: 1-993 (330 amino acids)
Biological process (GO): carbohydrate metabolic process
Molecular function (GO): hydrolase activity, hydrolyzing O-glycosyl compounds
Source: RefSeq, a predicted model, not a curated record
AUGCUUUUCAAGCUCCUCAAAUCUAGCGCGCUGCUCGUCCUCCUCCUAUACCAAAAUCUCUGCCAUGCAGCAACAUACUCGAAUCCUUUGCGACCUUCGGGGCCGGAUCCUGACAUUGUUUACCAUGAUGGUUACUACUACCUGAUCGCUACAAAUCAGGUUGACCUUACAAUCACACGAGCGAGGACCCUCGAAGGUCUCAGAAAUGGUGAGACCAAGCAAGUGUACAAAGAUACCGAUCCUAGCAGAUGCUGCACCGUCUGGGCGCCAGAGCUGCACUUUCUAAACAAUGCGUGGCACAUAUAUUAUGCAUCAAGCCCGUCCGGCUCAACGCAUUGCACCAGAUCUGACCGUGUCGUAGGUGGCGGGUCUCCCUGGGAUAUGCCAUACACUUACGUCGGCCAAGUUCGACCGGACUUCUCAAUUGACGGCACAAUUCUGAUAGCAAAUGGACAAUACUACUUCGUGUACGCCUGUCGACCUGAAAACGAGGACGUGCCAGAUCAAAGCAUUUGCAUCGCACCCAUGACUGGAGUCGCCACCACGGGAGCUCGCGCUGUGAUAUCUCGACCUGAUCAGAGCUGGGAAAAAGACAAUUUCCCUAACAACGAAGGACCUUAUGCCCUGUACAACGGCAGCCAAAUCUGGCUCGCAUACUCCGUCUCAUCAUGCUUCAGAACCGGAUACGCCAUUGGUCUGCUGACUUGGACUGGUGGUGAUCCUAUGCAAAUGUCAAGCUGGAAGAAGAGUGCUGGACCUGUCUUUGGGAGUGCGAAUGGAAAUUAUGGGCCUGGGCACAAUAGCUUCUUCAGGUCACCCGACGGCAAAGAACAGUGGAUGGCAUAUCAUUCAAAAAACGAAACGACCAAGGACGACUGCGGACAGACGAGAAGCGUCAAUGCAAUCAAACUGAAUUGGUAUUCAGACGGAAGUCCCGACUUUGGCCGUCCACCUCCAUUUGGGACGUUAUUGGCAGGGCCGAGUGGGGAGUAA